CGUGAGCGUGAGGAGAAGGGGUGGGGGGUGCGAACAAAACGGCCGCCCACCAUACCAGUCCACCUGGCACACUGCACUUCAGCCCCUCAACUAAACAUUAAUUCGCAUCGCAACGCCCCAGGCUCGGAUUUUGCCUAGGCUCGUGUGUUCCCGAAUUUGCGUACAAACCCUUGUUGUAAUGGAAUUUUAACUAAACGGGCCUCUCGCGGCUACAGCUACCUGUAGUCAUAGCGCACGGCGCACUUGCGCACGCUGCCCUCGUCUCCUCGGCGAGUGCGGCGUACUGGUAAAAAAAGAGCACUCGGAGUAGCUUGGAUAGUGCUCCACAUCGCUCGCUCUCCCUUGCCGGAGACGGAGCCGGAACCCGAGGGGAGCGUCGGAUGCCAUGGGCAGCGGCGCGUCGCGGUUGCUCACCUCGUGCGCGUGCUCGCGGCCGGCGGCGGCGCCUGAGGACGAUGGGCCGUGCCUGGACGACGCGCUCGGCCACUCCUUCUGCUACGCUGCCAAUUCGUCCGCCGCCGCCCACUCUUCCUCCUUCCGCCACGCCAUCUCCGGCGCCGCUCUCUCCGCCAACUCCUCCGUGCCUAUCCCGAUCUACCACUCGUCAGCCGGCGGCGGCAUACCGCCGCAGUACUCCUCGGCGUUCCACACAUCCUCCUCGUUCUCCUCCGCGCCGCUGCAGCUCUCCAACCUUUCCUCGGGGCCGCUCUUCCUCUCCGGGCCCAUCGACCGCGGCGCCCAGCUCUCCGGCCCGCUCGACCAGGCCGUGCCCUUCUCCGGUCCGCUCCCCGCGAAGCCCACCAAGCCCGCUCCCUCGUCCGCACGGUCGUCGCGAGGCCUCUCGAAGAGGUUCCGGAAGCCCUCAUUCGGCAGCCUGCGGCGGAGCGUCUCGGAGAAGAACCGCCCGUGCGUGGUGCCGCUCCGCCGCGAAGACGGUGUGCAGUGGGCGCACGGCCGCGCCGGGGAGGACCGCGUCCACGUGGUGGUCUCUGAGGACCAGCGGUGGCUCUUCGUCGGCAUCUACGAUGGCUUCAACGGCCCCGAAGCCCCUGACUUCCUGGUCGCCAACCUCUACCGCUUCCUGCUGCGCGAGCUCCGCGGGAUCUUCUAUGAAGAGACCGACGCGGAGUCCAAGCGACUGUGGCAGUUCCUGGCGGACGGCGACGAUGAGGACACCGAGCUCGACUUCUCGGGCUCUGGCCGGUUCGCACUAUCGCUCGCCAGGCUCAAGGAGCGGCGGCAAUCCAUGUGGGCCCACGCGGCUGCUGUGGGCGACGAUGAAAGCGGCAGGGAGUGGGGCGCCAGGAGGCUGACGGCAGCGCCGGCGGUGAGGGACCACAGAGCGGUGCUGGGGGCGCUCACCCGGGCACUGGCGACUACAGAGGCGGCGUACCUGGACAUGACCAACCAAUCGAUGGGAUCCCACCCGGAGCUGGCGGUGACCGGAGCGUGCCUGCUCGUAGCGCUUUUGAGGGAUGACGACGUGUAUGUAAUGAACCUCGGGGACAGCCGCGCCAUUGUGGCGCAGCGGCGGGACAACGGCGAUGAUUGCGUGCUUAGAACCGUGUGGGUGGAGGACAUUGGUGUGGGCUUGGAGACUGAGACAAGGGCCCCUGGGUAUGCCGCUAUUGGGCCUGAGGCAUUGCAGUUGUCGACUGAUCAUAGCACUAGCAUUGAAGAGGAAGUGCAGAGGAUUAAACGUGAACACCCAGAUGACGAUCAUUGUAUUGUAAAUGACAGAGUUAAGGGUCGUCUAAAAGUUACCCGUGCGUUUGGUGCAGGGUAUCUCAAACAGGCAAAGUUGAAUGAAGGAUUGCUAGAGAUGUUCCGCAAUGAGUAUAUAGGUGAUACACCAUAUAUAUCAUGCACACCUUCUCUUUGCCAUCAUAAGCUCUCUGCAAGGGACCAAUUUCUGGUUCUUUCUUCUGAUGGCUUAUAUCAGUAUCUGAGCAAUGAGGAGGUAGUUCUACAUGUUGACAAUUUCAUGGAGAGGUUUCCAGAUGGUGAUCCUGCUCAGAGUUUAAUUGAGGAGCUACUCUCCCGUGCAGCAAAGAAAGCUGGUAUGGACUUCUUCGAGCUAUUAGAUAUACCUCAAGGGGAUCGAAGAAAAUACCAUGAUGAUGUCACCAUCAUGGUCAUUUCUCUCGAAGGGAGAAUCUGGAAAUCCUCUGGAACAUGUGUGUGAUUUUCAGCUGAUACACAGUCAGUGUCAGUAUUUAUUCUGAUGGAAUGUCCAGCUGAAAUGUUCUUCAGCCAGUCAGCGCUCCUGACCAAUUGCAUAUAUGCUUCCCAAGAGAGGGAAAUCCACAGCAUGGCAUACUGAUUAUGCAGGCCAUACAGUUGUCAAAACGGAAUUCUCUAGUUGGAGAUCAUCGCUGAUCCUGAUAUCAGCUUCAGCACAGUACAUGUCCAUGAGCUAACUCUGGGAUAUAUUAAAACCGCAGGGAAAUGUCAGCCAGGUGGGGAGAAAUUCCUUGGCAAAGCAGAGCUGAUUCCACUUAGUUUACCGCGGCAGCUUUGGUUGGUUACAUACUCACUGCUGACAACUUUUUCCACCUCGCUGUGCUGUCAUAAGAGGUUGGUGCUACUUUCAUCCUUGGAGAAAGAAGACCUUCAGGUACAUGAAGUUUUUCUCAUUCAUGUGAGGAAUGAACUUGUAUUAAUUUGGAAACUGGAACUGGUGGUGGCAAAGAAAUUGAUGAUUCACACCUCGUUUUGUCC
Phragmites australis (common reed) is the source of this 2721-nucleotide messenger RNA. RefSeq names its product probable protein phosphatase 2C 26. Gene Ontology annotation, molecular function: protein serine/threonine phosphatase activity. Gene Ontology annotation, biological process: protein dephosphorylation. The coding region runs from base 386 to 2185 and encodes 599 amino acids. Lineage: Eukaryota; Viridiplantae; Streptophyta; Magnoliopsida; Poales; Poaceae. The record is from RefSeq and is a predicted model, not a curated record. The transcript is spliced from 4 exons.